ACUCCUUUCCCACUCCUCUGACGCUUAAAUUCUCCUCCUCACUAUCUCUCUCUGACAUUUCAUCGAACACUUUUUCUCCCAAAUGGCUGAAAACCAUGGCGAACGCGCGCGAUUCCCAAACGACAAUAUCCCCAUCCGAUACGACGAUAAAGGAUACGCCAUUAGCGGCAAGAUCAUGCUGUGCGCCAUAGUCACCCUCUUCUUCGUCGUCGUCAUCAUGGUCUUUCUCCACCUCUAUGCCCGCUGGUACCUCCUCCGCUCCCGCCACCGCAACCACCGCCGUAACCGACGCCGCAACGGCAACCGCCUCGUCUUUCACGUCGACAACAACUCCGCCGCCGCCAACCGCGGCCUCGACGCCGCCGUACUCACCUCCCUUCCGGUCUUCGUCUUCAAAACCCUACCGGAAGAUUCUGAUUCCGCGGCGCCGAUUGAGUGCGCAGUUUGCUUGUCGGAGUUCGAGGACGGCGAGGCCGGCCGCCGGUUGCCGAAGUGCGGCCACUCCUUCCACACUGAUUGUAUCGACAUGUGGUUCCAUUCUCACUCCACUUGCCCUCUCUGUAGAUCUCCGGUCGAGCCGGGCGCCGAUCCCGAGAUCCGCGUCGAGAUCGGUGAAACGGAGCCCGGUCCGGAGGAGCCGAACGCGACCGGUUUGUGCUCCGAGUGCGACGGUGACGCUUCUUCUUCUUCUUCGUCGGCGAUGGAAGCUCGGAGAAAGAAGAAGCCGGUGAGCGUCUCGAUAGAGGUGCCGAGGAGGUCCGCGAGCUUCGGGAGGGAAGGGGACGACAAUUCUCCGGCCGGCCAUACGCCGUCGUUUCGGUCGCCAAUGAGCAGGAUGUUGUCGUUUAAGAGUCGUAUGUUGUCGUCGUUCCGCUCUCCUACGGCGGCGGCUACUACGUCGGCGAGUUGUAGUUCGGUCAACGAGUUGGACCUGGAACGGGGAAAGGACGGGACUCAGUGAACUCGGCGGUGACUCAAUGGGGGUGACGUGGCAUUGCGUUGUAGAGAGUGGAGCCUUUUUUUGACUCUGAAAUUCGGCGGCUUAUCUUUAUAAUUUGGCGCACACUCGUCUCUAGGGUUGAGGGCAAAUGUGGAAUUUUGAGACACGUGGCGUAAUGUGAGCGGUCAUGGAUUUGUCGCGCUGCCGUAGUAUGACUAAUUAGUUUGUUUGAUCAGCUGUACAUAAGUAUCACAUUCUUUUUUCCCCUCAAGGAAAAGAAAAAAAAAAGAAGAAAUAUCCCAUUUCAUUCAUAAUUUGUUUUUUAAAUUUAAUGAUGUAAAGAAAAGAUACCUUUCGGGUAGGGCUCUAUUAUAUGAGAAAGUCAGUUCUGUUUUUGAA
Messenger RNA from Morus notabilis, 1339 nucleotides. Its product is annotated as RING-H2 finger protein ATL2. The record is from RefSeq and is a predicted model, not a curated record. NCBI's taxonomy places the organism in Eukaryota, Viridiplantae, Streptophyta, Magnoliopsida, Rosales, Moraceae. The transcript has a single exon. The coding region runs from base 83 to 961 and encodes 292 amino acids.